Molecule: messenger RNA, 1884 nt
Organism: Mucor velutinosus
Lineage: Eukaryota; Fungi; Mucoromycota; Mucoromycetes; Mucorales; Mucoraceae
Exons: 3
Coding region: 1-1884 (627 amino acids)
Biological process (GO): electron transport chain
Cellular component (GO): mitochondrial inner membrane
Molecular function (GO): iron-sulfur cluster binding; electron-transferring-flavoprotein dehydrogenase activity
Source: RefSeq, a predicted model, not a curated record
AUGUUUAGACAAACAGUAACUCACCGCAUCAAGGCGGUUUUACCCCGUGUUACAAGCACCAUUGUCCAUCAUGCUAGCAGCAGGGUGAUCCAACCCUCCAUGGCAGUGCGCUUGACAACUGCACGCUACAUUUCAAGCUCUGCCAGCCAGUCCAUUUGGAUCCCAUUUGAUAGAAACUCAUUGCCUGAAGACGAUCCUCGUAGAGGAGAGCAAUUUGAAGAUGAAACAGAUGUCGUGAUUGUCGGUGGUGGACCAUCCGGUCUCGCAGCAGCUAUCCGUUUGAAGCAGUUGGCCAAUGAAGAAGGUAGAGACUGCCGUGUCAUGUUGAUUGAAAAGGCUGGUGAAGUGGGUGCUCAUACACUGAGUGGUGCCGUUCUUGAGCCAAGAGCUUUGGAUGAAUUGAUUCCUGAUUGGAAGGAAAAGGGGGCUCCCCUCAACACACCUGUCACUAGUGAUUCCAUGCGCUUGAUGACCAAAUCUCUCUCGAUCCCAUUGCCUCAUCCUCCUCAAAUGAACAACAAGGGAAAUUACAUCGUGUCCUUGAGCAAUUUCGUCAAGUGGUUGGGCGAGCAAGCUGAGGAAUUGGGCGUCGAGAUCUACCCUGGAUUUGCUGCUAGUGAAGUGCUCUAUAACGAGGAUGGCAGCGUUAGAGGUGUUACACUGAAUGAUGUAGGUUUGGAUAAAAACUUUGAGCCCAAGGAUACAUAUGAAAGAGGUAUGGCUGUCAAGGCCAAGGUCACCCUCUUUGCUGAAGGCUGCCAUGGUUCUCUUACAAAGACAUUGGCCAAGAAGUUUGAUUUGAGAAAGGAAAGUGGACCUCAAAAGUACGGUAUUGGUAUCAAGGAAGUAUGGGAAGUCUUGCCCGAAAAGCACAAGCCUGGAUCUGUUACACACUCUGUCGGUUGGCCUGUUGAUGCACACACAUAUGGUGGUAGUUUUAUUUAUCAUUUCGAACCUGAGCGUCAUCUUGUCACGAUUGGCUACGUUAUCGGUUUAGAUUACUCCAACCCUUAUUUGAAUCCCUACAAGACAUUCCAGCAAUUCAAGCAUCAUCCCUCUGUCAAGAGCCUUUUGGAAGGCGGUAAAUGUAUCUCUUAUGGUGCCAGAGCUCUCAAUGAAGGUGGCUACCAAUCGAUCCCCAAGCUGGUGUUCCCUGGUGGUGCCUUGAUUGGCUGUACUGCUGGUUUCUUGAACGUACCCAAGAUCAAGGGUACUCAUACUGCCAUGAAGUCUGGUAUGCUCGCUGCUGAAUCAGCUUAUGAAGCUUUGUACAGUGGAUUGGAGCCCGACCAAGAGAGUCAAGUGGAAGAACCUGUUUUGCUCAACACUUAUGAGGAGAGAAUCAAGGAUUCUUGGGUUUACAAGGAACUGUAUGAGGUGCGCAAUGUUCAACCCUCUUUCCACGGUCCUUUGGGUCUUUGGGGCGGUAUGUUGUACUCUGGUAUCGACACACUCUUCUUGAAGGGUCGCACUCCUUGGACAUUCAAGCACAAGAAGGCUGAUUGGGAAUGUAUGAAGACUGCUGGUGAAUCGAAACCCAUUGAUUAUCCCAAGCCCGAUGGUGUGAUUUCAUUCGAUUUGCUGACCAGUGUAUCUCGUACUGGCACUAACCAUGCUGAAAACCAACCUGUUCAUUUACGUAUUCGUGACAAAAAUAUCCCCGUUGAGAGAAAUUUAGGCAUCUUUGAUGGCCCUGAAAAUAGAUUCUGCCCUGCUGGUGUCUAUGAAUACGUGGAUGACGAGAACAAACCUGGAGAGAAGAGACUUCAGAUCAACUCUCAAAACUGUAUUCAUUGCAAAACGUGUGAUAUCAAAGAUCCUUCGCAGAAUAUUGAUUGGACUGUACCUGAAGGUGGAGGAGGACCUCAAUACGUUUGGACUUAG